Coprinopsis cinerea okayama7#130 is the source of this 4911-nucleotide messenger RNA. RefSeq lists its product as hypothetical. NCBI's taxonomy places the organism in Eukaryota, Fungi, Basidiomycota, Agaricomycetes, Agaricales, Psathyrellaceae. The record is from RefSeq and is a predicted model, not a curated record. The transcript is spliced from 4 exons. Bases 1 to 4911 code for a protein of 1636 amino acids.
AUGGCCGAAGUCACCUCCCUCAAAUCCAGAAUCGGUCGUUUCGCAAACAAGUCGUGGAUAAAUCCCGACUUGCAGUCCAAAUCCAAGGCUUUGGCCACCGACGACGACGACGAGGAUGGUGUGGGACAUCACCAUCGAUAUCAUGCCACGGCCACAACAAAGGCCAAUUGGAACUCCCACCGCCAACACCAUCGUACCUUGGGAUACGAUAGCGAAGCUUCGAGCAGUAAUAGCGAUUCCCUCCCUCCACUCGCAUUGGGAGUAGGAGUUGGGAUAGGAGAAGAUGAAGGGGAGGUCAUCCGGGACCUCGUUGAUAAUGGCGAUGAAGAUGAGGAUGGGGAUGUGGAUACCCCUCCUCCACCACCGAGUUCCGGAAAUUCCGCAACGACGCCGAUGAAAAGACCGUUACUCGAGCGACUGGCUUCGUCAUCCAAUACGCUUUCGCUUUUGGAUAGAGUGGGCGUGCGGUCGGUUGAGGAUGGGUUGGACGAGGAUGUGGCUUCGUCCUCGGUUGCGUCGUCCAGGGCGAGCACGCCUGUCGGAAUUGGAGGGACGCUUCGUCAUGCCACCGCUUCUCCACAUGCGACGAGUCUUGGUGGACACAGUAUCAAUUUGGGAAGUACGCCAAAGGCGGGAAUAGCAAUGCGAAUAGGAGGGAGAUUGGGAUCUGGGAGUGUAUCCUCGACCAUCAUUGGGCGAGGGAAAGGUAUCUCCCAGGAAGUGUCCCAUUUGGAUUCGAAGAAAGGUUCCCUAAUGCGGGAACUGGCCUAUGAGAAGAAAUUCGACAAAUGCUCUGUCAUUGGUGAUUCCGCGUCUAUGAAUGUGGAUGAAGAAGGCAUUCCUGGCCUUUCAUCAUCAUCCACUGGUCCCAAGAAUUCAAACUCGAACUCAAAAUCAUUCGAAACUGGACCUAUUAAGGCCAAGUCAAUGACAACGUCGGCAACAAAGGAGGCCGUUUUGUCUAUUUCUACACCUGGCGGUGGUGGCGGGGAUGAAGGGAUCCCAGGCCUUUCAAGUACGAUGUUGUAUUCACUGCAAGGGACAGCACCAAUGGCAACUUCGGCCUGCCGUGGUUCACCUACUGUGGAAGCCACCCCGAGUCCUGCUGCCACAUCCGCGAUAUCCAUUCAGAACCAUACUCCCAAACCCGAGUUCAAAGCUCCAGUUUCCGGGUUAUUGUCGAAGACAAUCACGCGGACGCAGGUGGCUGGCGGUGUAACGAUGUUGCCCGCUGAGAAAAUUUCGUCGGACGAGUCAGCAAUGUCAGUGGAGGCGACCUCUUUGGAAUCUACCACGUCCCUCGCUCAGUCUGCAACCGCUUUGGCGGGAUCGGGAUUGGUCCCUGCUACCACGCGCGCAUCUGCAUCCACUUCUCCGUCAACGUCUACGUCGUCUGCUGCGACGACUUCAUCUGUCUCUACGCCUACCAGCACGUCUACGACUGUGGACAGCGUUGAAAAUACGAAAUCGAAUAACGUCGAUAUCGUGGCACCGUCCCAGGACUCAUUCGCGGCUGCGGACGCGUUUAUAAACAGUGUAAGAGAGCUGAUGAUUCCUAUCAUUGCAGGGAAUAUGGAAAGGCGAUUAGGAAACACCGCAGAGGAAGAAAGUGGCAUCGCUGCAGAAACAGACAAGCAAAAGGGGAACGCGACUCGAAUGGUAACAAGGACGCCACUGAAGGGCACGAUGCAAGAUUCGAAAGGGGGAAUUGAAGAUAUUCGAGAAAGGGCGAGGAAGGUUCUGCUUAGCGAUGAUGUGUGCCGGACAUUUGUUAGGCAUGCGCUUGAAGUUCAGAGGGGUGUUGCUGGGAUUGGGAGGCGGGAGGGCCAGGCUGAGGUGGGCGAUGAAAACAAUGAUGAAGGCAUGGAGAAAGAAGACCGUGAUUCGAAUUCGAUUGGACGACCCGGCUAUGCGAUGGGAGAAGAUAAAGACAAAGAGGAAGAUAAAGAAGUGCGGCAACGAGGCGAUCGUGAGGAUGUGAUGAUGGUGGGAGGAGAGGCACGAGGAGUGAUCGAUGGAGAUAGGACAGCGAAGAGUUUGGACCUUGCUAGUCGACCUUGUUCUGCACUUUCAGCAGCUGCGACGACUGUGCCUGUGGUGUCGUCGACUGCAAAGGGUGCGAUAUCAACCUUGACUGCGGGGACGAGUGCGACCACAACUUCGAUCCCGUCUUUGACUGCGAUCACCACUUCGGCUGCGGGCAGGAAUACCAGUGCAAGCGCAAGUACGAGUACGAUUGCAGUAGCGCCAGAAUCGGGAUCGACAUCGACGAUGGUGGUAUCGAUGGGAUCAAGACGACCGCCGCCGAAUUUGAAGAUAUCUGAACAUCGUCCUCUCCCUACUGGAACGCGAGCUGGGAGGGAGGGAGUGGCUCUGGAACAUGAGAGUCGAAAUUAUCCUGGAUGCCACCGAUUAUCGAAUCCGCCGUGUUCUGCUUCGUCGGGUUCUUCGAGUGCGUGGUAUAAAGGGAAGGGGAAGAUGGGUGAGAGGGAGGGUAGGGAGAGAGAAAGGGAGUAUUCUCCCGCUGAGAGUUAUCGGAGGAGAAGGGAUUCGAGGGAUUGGUCUCCUGGGGAAAGGGAGAGGGAGAGGGAGAGGAGGUCUAAAUCCAGAUCGCCUUCGAGGCGGGAUUACUAUGGGUCGGAGAAGUAUGGGUAUGGGAAGUCGCCGCCUCCUGGGGGUCGGUUACGGGAUAAUGACAGGGAGAAGGAAGAGGAGAGAGGUUGGGAGAGCUAUAGAGAAAGAAAGUCUAGGGGCCGGGAUUGGUCUCCUUUGCGCAGGGAGAGGAGGGGUUCUGGUCGGUUCAAUUCACCACCGUUGUCUGCUUCUUCUUCAAGGAGGCGUUCGUGGUCUCCGUAUAAACCUGGAUCGAGGUAUCGGUCCCGGGAGAGGAGUAGGAGCAGGAGCAGGGGUCGUAGUAGGAGUCGUAGUAGGAGUCGGAGUAGGGGCAGGAGCAGAGGUCGGAGUAGGAGUAGGAGAGGAUGCAGGAGUAGGAGCAGGAGUAGAAGCAGGAGCAGGAGUAGGAGUAGACCGAGAGACAAGGACGACAGAUACAGAGCGGGAGAACGCGACGGAGAUCAGCCAACGCGACCACCGAAACGAAGGCAUUAUUCCCCUGUUAAGAGGGAGGGCGAGCCGAGGGGGUGGACAAAAUCCCCGCCUCCGCGUCGUGCACGCCGUCCCCCGCCACCAAAUGCGACGGUUAUUGAUGUUGAUGCGUUUGAUGCUGGAGAGGGGAGUGGGAGGUGGAGUGAGGGUAGUAGGUUUGGGGCGAAGAGGACUAGGAGGGGGUGGUCGCCUGGGUAUGGAAGGGAGAGGGAGUAUGGUGGUAGUGGUGGUGGGAGGAUGAAGCAGGAGGAGGGGGAGGUGAAUUUUUGGGGCACGGGAGGUGGAUAUCGAGGGUAUAGAGGACGAGGGCGGGGAAGGGGAAGGGGAAGAGGAUGGGGUGGCUAUAGGAGGGGCUCGUAUCGAAGAUCCUCGCCUGUAUAUGUCAGCAGUCGGUCGCCGUCGCCUUCGUCGAAUUCGAGGUAUCAGCGACCACGCUGGGAAGAUCGACGGGAGAGUUAUGGACAUGGCGGUGGAUAUCGCCCGCAGCAUAGUCCGCCUUCGAGUCCAAGGAUCAAGCGAGAGGAGGUGGAGGAUGAGGGGUUGUUGCAACAUGGGUUCUAUUCCAACGACGCCGAGGCCAACGCUCACACCUAUGUCAAUGGAAAUGCUCACGUUGAUGGGAACGCGAAUGGGAAUGGGAAGUCGAGUUUCGAAAUGAUGUUGGAGAGGGAGAUGGAGGAGGAGGAUCGGAAGCCUGAUAUUAGAGCUUUGGAGCGGUUGGUUGGUGAGAUGAGGGAGAGUGGGAGUGGUGGUGGGUCUGGUGGUGAAGUGGGUGUGGGCGCUGAUGAGGGGAGAGCACAGUCCGAGUCGGCAAUGUCCAUGGCGAUGUCGAUUUCGACGGCAGAGGAAGGAGAGGUGCGCGAGCCUGCAAGUCGCCGGGUUCAACGGGAUCACGGCGGGCUUCAUCCUGCAACGGGGCGACAAAGGCAAAGUGCUUCAAACGCGGAAAGUCAAGGGCCACUGGGUGGAUCUCAAAUUCAAGACCAUGCCCCAGGACGAAAAGAAAUUUCGGAGCGGGAUGUCCCUGCAAGGUUCAAGUCGCCCCUCUGCGAUUCACCGGAGCCAUUCUCUGCUGAAGACGGGCAGCCAACGACUGGUAAUGUGCCGAAUGAACAAAACAUGUCCAUGGAUGUGGAUGGACAUCAUCAAGAUAGUGCAGGACGCUACGAAGAUGACCAAGAAUAUGUUCAGCAGCCAAACGAGCAUAACCCAGUAAUGCCAGAACCGCAACCGAUUGUGCCCUGUCAUUUUGUCCCUGGUGUCUGGUACAUCCAGACCGGCUCCCCAAUGCUCAUCAACACGAUGCAUUGUCCUUUCGUGAUUGAUGAUGUUACGGCGACGAAAUGGGGCAUUGGGCCUUCAUCGAGUUCCGAAAGUAGGGCCGCAAAAGCAUCGGUGUCUUCAAGCCUUGAGGAGACAAAGCUUGUUCUGCGGUUACUCAGCUUCGACACCAAUCGGUUGAACGAAAGGCUCGGUUCGCUCAAUCACGACGCGAGUCUUACCGACAUUGCACUUGCGAUGAACGAAGUCGAGCAAUCCUGGCCUCAAGCCCAAGAUUACAUGGUCGUGAUCAAUCAGGAUACGCCGCAAGAGAGGAUAUGGGCGCCUAAACAUUUGCCGACGGGAAGAGGACUUGACAAGACGAUUCGGUUGGAAGGAUACGUCAACCCGGGUGAAAAUGUGUUGAGGAUCAUUCAGUUGAAUGAUCUCUCGAGGUUUACAUUUGUUAUACUUGCGGAUGAACAGCCUAUCGUGAAGAGGGAGGAUACGGAGAUGGAUGUGGAUUUGAAAGUCGAGGGAAUGUGA